AUGGCUGCUGCUUCUGCGAUUUCAUGCUUGGAUAAGAGUGUGCCAGAGAAAUUGCCUCCAACAUUGGAUGCUUCUGCAGAGCAACCUUCACUCUUCGAUGGAACCACUAGGCCUGCUUGGUAUGCAGAGAAAGUUUAUCCCCAAAAUAAGGUACCAUCUUUGGAACACAAUGGCAAAAUAAUAGGGGAGAGUCUUGAUUUGAUUAAAUAUUUAGAAAGCAACUUUGAAGGCCCUUCUCUUCUUCCGGAGGACCUUGCUGAAAGAGAGUUUGCUGAAGGUUUGCUAUCCUACACUGAUGAAUUCAUCCAAAUAGUAUGUUCCUCAUUCAAGGGAGACCCGGUGAAGGAAGCUGCCUAUAUUCCAUUCGUCGAAAGAUUCGGCUUCUUCUUGUCAGAAGAGUUCAAGUAUGAUAUCACUGCAGGCAGACCUAAAUUUGCAGCUUGGAUUGAGGAGGUGAACAAGAUUGAGGCUUACAAGCAGACAAAAACCGAUCUAGACUUUCUUAUGGAAUAUUACAAAAAGCGUUUUAUGGAUCAACAAAAUCGUGACAAUAGAAUUAGGGGAAGAUUUCGGUCAGCUUCUAUAGAUUCCAAGUUAUGUUUUCUAGGGACAGCCCCGCCUCCACGGAAGAUUCUGAAAGCCGGGGAUAAUUUAAGGCAGACGAGGAUAUUCACAAACGAGGACGUUAUUGAAUAUUCAAAGGUGAGCCAUGAUUCCAAUCCCUUACAUUUCGAAUCUGAAUUUGCCCGGAAUGCUGGAUUCGAGGAUAGGCUUGUCCAUGGAAUGCUGGUUGCUGCUCUAUUUCCUCGGAUUAUUGCAUCCCACUUUCCUGGAGCUGUAUAUGUUUCUCAAAGCUUACAUUUUAAAAGCCCUGUAUUUAUUGGAGAUGGAGUUGUUGGUGAGGUACAAGCUGCAAAUAUAAGAGAAAACAAGAGUAGAUACAUAGUGAAAUUCUUGACGAAAUGCUUCAAGAAUGAUAAGCUUCUCGUUAUUGAUGGAGAGGCUGUGGCGAUAUUACCAACUCUAGCUGUGGAGAAGGUGAAUUUUGUGGGCUGA
Messenger RNA from Dovyalis caffra, 1056 nucleotides. The record is from the annotation of a GenBank genome assembly. Lineage: Eukaryota; Viridiplantae; Streptophyta; Magnoliopsida; Malpighiales; Salicaceae.